ACAGCACCACAAUGCUCUCUAAAAUGUGAUUUACAUCAAACAAAUGACUCUCAUGUUACUGCUAAUAUAUUCCUUCCUUUGCGGGUACAGUUGUUUACAUAAUGGGACAGUUCUGGUCCAUUUAUGUUGGUGUCCCAGUUUCCUAUGAGGUCUCUUACAGCGUAAGGCUCAUGAGAAUUGAACAGACACACACAGAGGACACAACUUGCUUUUGAUAUUUUGACUUUUCUAAACCAGCAAUGGAAAUUGAAAUCAUUGAUAUGGGUGAGCAGGCUUUCAUUUUAAUCAACGCUCCUCUCAUCCUCCUCAACCUCGCUGCGAACAUCUUCUAUGCAUGCUGCUUGAUCUUCCCACCGCGCAACGCACCAAGACUCAAGCAGCCUUUAAAGAUGCUACUGGGAUGUCUUUUCUGGAGCUCAAUUGGUUAUUGUGUCUCUUUGGCUUUACUGUAUUGUGUGUUAAAGGAAAAGAAACACCUCAUUAUGUCCAUUCUGUUGUGGGUGAUUGUGCUGUUCUUCCUGCACAAUAGCAUGUCAUGCUCUGUUUGGCUGAACUUCUACUACUACAUCCAGAUCGUCCCUGCACAGCGCGCUCUCAUGGUCUGGGUAAAGAGGAACAUCAAGUCUGUCAUGAACAUGGCUUUGCUUUUUGACGGGACCCUUUUUUUCUUCAGUGGUGCCAUUUAUUCUGCAAUUAUGAUAUUAAAUGUCAAGACGUUUACUUAUAUCAACGGUACAGAGACUGGACAUCAGUUUGAUGGACUGCACUUCACAGAAGAAGUUUGUAUCUACAUCAACAAAGUGAAUAUCUUUUUAAGUCUGUGCAUAAUGACAGUUUCUAGCUUUUCCACGGCCCGCUACCUGCACAGACACAUGAAAAGUGUGGCACAGGGCUUCUCCACUCCAAGGAUUCAAAGUCAGAUGAGAGUCACCAUCACUGGGAUCUCUCAAGGAGUGUUCUACUUCCUCUAUGGCACUUUCUAUAUCUAUGGUUCGUUCACCAGCAUCCUCCCCUCACCUCACGGCUUCGGUCCUUGGAUCUCCUUUACGGCCACCUCGCUCUACAUAUCAGGCACCACGGUCAACCUGGGCAUCGGUCAGGCUGUAUGCAGGCAAAGGGCAGCCGACGGCUGGAAGGCACUCAAAGCACUGUGUGGUGCUGGCAUGUGUGAGGUUUAA
Sebastes umbrosus (honeycomb rockfish) is the source of this 1178-nucleotide messenger RNA. RefSeq lists its product as uncharacterized. Gene Ontology annotation, biological process: G protein-coupled receptor signaling pathway; sensory perception of taste. The coding region runs from base 240 to 1178 and encodes 312 amino acids. NCBI's taxonomy places the organism in Eukaryota, Metazoa, Chordata, Actinopteri, Perciformes, Sebastidae. The record is from RefSeq and is a predicted model, not a curated record. Gene Ontology annotation, molecular function: G protein-coupled receptor activity. Gene Ontology annotation, cellular component: membrane. The transcript has 2 exons.